AUACCUAUCAGUAUCGCUUGUAAACUCGCUUACUUACAGCCUUUCUCGGCUGCCAUGUACACGACCGCGCGCGAGAUAGAUAGUGUGCACGCGUGAGACCGAUCCUCGCUCGUCUUCGGACACGCAAGUGGGCUCCGGUACGCGUCCUUUCGCGGGGCUGCCGAUUUUCGCUCAUCGAGAUCGGUAUAUGGUGUGCGAUUAAGUGCGACGAUGAGCCGCGCGCGAUGCAUCGAUUCGCGAGGAUCGAUAUAGUCGGAUCUCAAAGUUGAUUCACGCGAUCGUGAAAUUCCUUUUGCCGAUUUUCCAGUGAAGUACCGCGUUUGUUGCCGAUCGCGAGAGUCCGGUAAAAAUCGUUUCGAUUCGCAAGCUCUCUUGCUGCAGGACUGCGGUGCGCGUUUUAUUUUUUUUUACGAGACCGCGCAUUGAAUCGGACUCGGAGAUUCUUGUAAAAAUUUAGUAAAAAAAAGUGGACAUCAUGCAGAUCUCCGCCGGUUGACUCGAGACUCUGUAAAAGUCAUCUACACCGAGCAAUACAACACAACAUUUCAUCGACUGCACGAUCUCUCGUUCGAGAGCAGGCAACGCGUGUGCAACGCAGCAAUCAGCAUGUAACACAGACGCAGCCGUAACAAUUGAGACAAACAUGUGAGCCCGAAAGACAAUUUCCACCACGCUAUGAAGCCAGUACGGCAAUCAAAUUUGUUGACUUGACUUUUUUCUCGCUCGCCGUGAACGACGACGACGAGGACGACGACGAGGGUGUCUCGUUACUUUGCGCGCGCGUGUGUGCAUAGUACCACUACACGAUAUACUGCAGUGCCCUCGCAGAGAAAAGAAGAAUAAAAAUAAAAAGGUUUGUCGCUUGUUAAGUGCACGUGGGUGUCGCGUGUGCGAGGGCGCGAAAAGCGACAUCGACGACGGAGAGACGCUUUAAAAAAUACAGCGCAAGGAUAAAACAAAACAAUCAUCGUUGUAUCGGGACACGCGCGGAGCAGCGUUGCGACGGCUCGACGACGACUCUCGUCGAUCGCUCGAUGAUCGUCCGGGACAGAAGGCUCGAAGCAACAGCGUCAACAGAAAAAGCAGUAGCUGCAGCGAGUGUCGCCGAGUUAUCAUGUGAUUAACAUUUAGAGGGAGAUGCCGCCGUGUAAUUCGGCAAACUCGUCGUCCAAUAUUAGCCGCAGAGAACGAAGACGAUCACGCCGUAGGAAAAGCAGUGGUGGUGAGCUGCUGUCGGAGCUGGCGGCAAUCGUCGCGUUGUUUUCCUUCGUUACUUGAGCGAGUGCCCCGCAGUGCUGAGUGUUUGUGUGUAUAAUAAAAUAUAUAAGUGUGUGAGGCCAAAAAAAGGCCAACGACCAGCAACAAUAACAACAACAACAACGAAGAUGAGCAACAUCGAUUUCGACGAGGUGCUUCUGCACGUCGGCGAGAAGGGCCGAUACCAAAAUAUCAUGUACUAUCUGCUCUGCAUACCUGCGACGUUACCCGCAGCUUUCCUUGUCUUCUCCCAGGUGUUCGUCAGUGCCACGCCGGAUCAUUGGUGCCGCAUCCCGGAGCUGCACAAGCUCCGGGGCAUUCUCAGCCUGGAGGAUCGCAAGGCUCUCUCGCUGCCCUACUCGGAAAAAAAGCUAGACGGCCGGCUCGAGUACGACAAGUGCACGAUGUACGACGUGAACUACACGGAGAUCGUGGAGUCGUGGCUGGGCCCGGACUACGACAACGUCACGGCGGGCCUCGGCCUGGCCGACUUCGCCGACACCGGCGGCGGCAAUCACUCGACGACGGACAGCUCGACGGGGGGCCUCUUCAGUCCGGACGGCCACGGCGGCUCCAAUCUGACCUCGCUGCUGCGCUUCCCGCGCAGGCUGCCACCGCCGCCCGUCGGCAAUCCCAAUUGGACGGUGGUGAAGUGUCGAUGGGGCUGGGAGUACGACACCGGGGACUACGACAGCACCCUCGUCACCGAGCUAGAUCUCGUAUGCGACAAGGGCUGGUGGCCGUCCACGUCGACGACGUUCUUCUUCGUCGGCAGCCUGUUCGGCAACGUCGUCUUCGGCUGGAUCGCGGACAAGUGGGGCCGUAGAACGGCCUCCCUCGCCAUCAUCUUCUUCGAGGUCAUAUUCUCCAUCGCGACGAGCUUCAGCCCGAAUUACGUCGUCUACACUGCGCUGAGGACCAUCAACGGCCUCUUCUUUCCUGCCAUUUAUCAGAUACCAUUUAUUCUUGCCCUCGAGCUGAUGGGUCCAAAGUACAGAACGUUCGCCGGUAUGGUGAUAUGCAUUUUUUUCGCCACGGCCAUGACGCUGCUGGCGCUUUUAAGUUACCUUUUAAGGCACUGGUACUCGCUUUCACUUGCGAUAUCCGUUCCGUUCGUCUUACUCUUUAGUUAUUAUUGGAUAAUUCCAGAAUCGCCAAGAUGGCUACUUAGCAAAAAUAGAAUAGAUGAGGCAGAAGAGAUCGUUCAGACAAUGGCUCGGGUGAACGGCAAGACGGUGCCGCCCAACUUUCUUCGGACGUUGGAGAUGGAGCUACAGCAGAGACAGAGAACGGCGUGCAACGGCGGCAAUACCGAUGAUCUCGAAUCGUACAGCAGGGUGCAACCGACCUCGGCCACGCCGAUGGACAUCCUCAAGAAUCCCAACAUACGUAAAAAGUUUUUCAUCCUCGCCUUCGACUGGAUCGCCAAUGCCGUCGUUUACAAUGGGCUUUCCUACAAUGUGAGCAAUCUUGGAGUCUCAGAUUAUCUGGCAUUUUUCAUCGGUGGCCUCGUCGAGAUACCAUCGUACGUCGUGACUUGGUAUGCCAUGGACAGAAUCGGCCGAAGAUGGGUUUUGUGCUCGACCAUGCUCCUCGGUGGCGUCGCCUGUUUGUCCUGCAUGCUGGUACCGGAAGGUGAGAAUUACGUGUGGGUGACGGUAACGCUGGCGAUGGUCGGCAAGUUCGGGAUAGCCGCCUCGUUCGCCGUGUUCUACGUGUUCGUGGGCGAGCUGCUGCCCACUGUGCUGCGCUCGCAGGCCAUGGGCAUCGCCUCGUUCGUCGCCGGCAUCGGACUGCUCGCCUUUCCCUACAUCGUCAGUCUGGCGGUCUACUCCAAGGUCCUGCCGCUCAUCAUCAUGGGCACGCUCAGCGUCGCCGGCUCCAUCACCUCGAUAUUCCUGCCCGAGACGCUCAACAUUCACCUGCCGCAGACGGUCGAGGAGGGCGAGCGAUUCGGCGCCGAUUUCAAGCUCUGGUCGUGUCCGACGUUGCCUUCCAGGCGAGAGCAGCUAGGCAGAAGAAGAAGCAGCGCAGAGCGAAAAAGCACGGAAUUCGUUCCGCUCAAGUGUUUGGUGAACGGGGGUCCGGACGGUCGCAAUCCAACGACUCAGGUAGUCGAGGCCGACUCGGACGGCUUGGUCGAGCCCGGAGCAUCGGCCAAGGUGUCGGCCAAGGCAGCUAAAGCAGCGGCGGCAGCGUCGCGCAACGGCAAGAAAAAUAACAACAGCAGCAGCAACAACAACAGCAGUAGCAGCAACAGCAGCAGCAGCAACAGCAUCGGCAACAGCGUGGAGAUGGCCGGCAACAGCAGCAGGAGGCUGCAUCAUCGCCUGCUGCGCGGGGUCAGCUCGAGCGACGAGGAGCAGCUGAAUCCGUCGUCGCCCGGCUCGAUUCGCGUACCCCCGAUCGAGCUGCGCCGGGCCGUGGUGAUCGAGGGUCCAGCCGUCUGCACGACGAUACUCGCUGUGCGCGCCGAUCUGUGAGUCGAUUCCGAGGAUCGGUGGAUUGCAGAUACAUGUAUUGCCUCGAGCGCUAGACUUGGUUUACUCGUUCUUCGUCGCCGUGUGCCGUACACGGAGAAAAAGGUUGGCAGUUAGAAAGUAAUCUCUAUGAGAAGCAGAUACCGACGGUGCGGUAGCUUCGUCGUAUGCUAUAACGAUUUUAGAAGUGAAACUUCCUCAUGAGCAUCGGAUGAGCAGAGAAUUGGAAAAAAAAUGAUGUAUACUCUUAGUAAAAUUCGGAGUUUCGCGAUAAUUUUAUCGGCAACAAAUACCGAAUCUAUAGAGAAACAAAGAUACAUAUAUUGGCAUGCAAUAUGCAAGUUGCAGUUUGGUAUAUAGUAUGCACUAUCAUAUUUACUGUUUAUUGUGUAUUAUUCUACAUGUAGUACGUGUAUUUAAUGAAAAAAGAAAAAUGAAUGUACACGAAAAAAUUUAGAGUUCCAACCUGUAGAAAUUUUCUAUUGAUGUAUCGUUUCGAAUUUUAAUUGUGACCUUCUACUCUACGUGAGCUUUCGGAAUUGAUAACACCGAUAAAUAUGAAAAAUCAUGUGAGCAGUAUCGAUCUCUGCUGUUUAAGGAGAAGCAAAAAAUGUUCCAGACGGAAUCGAUGCAUUUUAUCUUUAAGCGAAAAAAUUUUCGUGAACGUAUUAUUUUAGUGCAUUCGCUACGAAUUGCAUUGCAUCAGGGUAAGUAUGACGAUUAAUAAUAAACAAAAGUUACCGGUAUGUCGCCACUGUAUCGAUUGACACGCGCAAAAAAUCGGUAACAAUUAAAUGUAUGUUAGUAAAAAUAUUGUUGUAAUUUUGAUUUACAUGUAUUUUUUUGCCUAUUGACAUUUUUUCAUUUUAGCAACUUUAGGAGUCGCAUCUGUCGAACAUUGACCUGUAUACAAGAUUUAUAGUACAUUUACUUGAAUUAACGCUAGCGAUGUAUGUAAAUAUAUAAUAUAUUGUGAAAAUGACUAUUCUGUUAAUCUUACAUCGCCUAGGCAUAUUUUCUAGAAAAACAAAAUGAAAUAUGUGUUCUCUGACUUGUUAUCAAAUACAACAGUUCUCGAAAAUUGCAUCAUCUUUUUUACAGUGAAAAACAUUACAAUGUAUCAUCCGUUAUGAUCAGUCUUUAAGUUUUGACAGAUAAGCAACUACUUAUAAGUUUAUUUUAUGUUCGUAUUUAAUUGAUGAAAACAUUGUGACGCGAUCAAAUAAUUAUAGCAAAAGUUUUUCGGAUAUUAUUAAUGUAAGUAAUUUAGAUAACUAGAUAUGACAUAUGUACGAAUUAAUUAAAACCAACAAGAUUAUACAAUAUAAGUUUUUUUUAUAAUUUUGAAACGAUAAUUAAGUUUGUUGAUCAAUAAUUGUUUUAAUAACAACAAAAAUAUCCAAUUAAAGUAUUUCAAUCUUUUGAUUCGGAGAAUCAAUGUUAUACGCUUUAACAACGUGGAUACUAAAUAUGUUUCUGCACACAUUCAAAGUGUUCGAUAUGUAAAAUUGCAUUAAUUGUUAUUGUACAAAUGAUCAAUGUUGAUGAAACUUAUCUACAAUAGUAUAGAUAACUAAUAUGUAAUCAAUUUAGUAAAAUGUAAAUCUUGCCGUUCAUAUAUUCGUAAAAUGAAGUUAUACAACAACAAAAAAUAUCGUAAAGUUUCAUAAUUUCUCUGUCAAUAAAACUCAGAGUCAAUAGUGUAAAAACAAAUAAG
This is a messenger RNA of Trichogramma pretiosum, 5454 nucleotides long. RefSeq names its product organic cation transporter 1-like. Gene Ontology annotation, biological process: transmembrane transport. Lineage: Eukaryota; Metazoa; Arthropoda; Insecta; Hymenoptera; Trichogrammatidae. Gene Ontology annotation, cellular component: membrane. The coding region runs from base 1386 to 3740 and encodes 784 amino acids. Gene Ontology annotation, molecular function: transmembrane transporter activity. The record is from RefSeq and is a predicted model, not a curated record. The transcript has 10 exons.